Molecule: messenger RNA, 315 nt
Organism: Brassica napus (rape)
Lineage: Eukaryota; Viridiplantae; Streptophyta; Magnoliopsida; Brassicales; Brassicaceae
Exons: 1
Coding region: 1-315 (104 amino acids)
Source: RefSeq, a predicted model, not a curated record
AUGGGAAGACUAGUUCUUCUGGGAAUGUUGUGUGGGUCAUUGCACUUGUUAGAUGGUGAGCCUGUGUCAGGUGAAGUUAACAGCAGUGUCAUGAAGAAACCAUCUAAGGAUGAGACAGUCUUGUGGCAUAGACGUCUUGGGUACAUGAGUAUGAAGAAUCUACAGAUUUUAACCCGGAAAGAGGUGAUCGAUAAGAGGAGGAUUGGUGUUUUGGAGUUCUGUGAGAGCUGUGUGAUGGGGAAGCAGAAAAGAUUAAGCUUCAACAUUGGGAAACAUGAUACAUGUGAAGCUCUGAGGUAUGUACAAGAUGAUUAA